Messenger RNA from Artibeus jamaicensis (Jamaican fruit-eating bat), 944 nucleotides. RefSeq names its product U2 small nuclear RNA auxiliary factor 1 (gene U2AF1). Gene Ontology annotation, cellular component: U2AF complex; spliceosomal complex. NCBI's taxonomy places the organism in Eukaryota, Metazoa, Chordata, Mammalia, Chiroptera, Phyllostomidae. Bases 89 to 802 code for a protein of 237 amino acids. The record is from RefSeq and is a predicted model, not a curated record. Gene Ontology annotation, molecular function: metal ion binding; pre-mRNA 3'-splice site binding. Gene Ontology annotation, biological process: mRNA splicing, via spliceosome. The transcript has 8 exons.
GAGCGUCGUCGCGUCCGGGUGACGUCUCCCGCGGGCGUCGGGCUGGGUCGGCCGUGUCGGCAGCAGUGUCGGCGCCUGCGGGUGGGAAAUGGCGGAGUACUUGGCCUCCAUCUUCGGCACCGAGAAAGACAAAGUCAACUGUUCAUUUUAUUUCAAAAUUGGGGCAUGUCGUCAUGGAGACAGAUGCUCUCGGUUGCACAAUAAACCAACCUUUAGCCAGACCAUCUUGAUUCAAAACAUCUAUCGUAAUCCCCAAAACAGUGCACAGACGGCUGACGGCUCACACUGUGCCGUGAGUGACGUUGAGAUGCAGGAGCACUAUGAUGAGUUCUUUGAGGAGGUUUUUACAGAAAUGGAGGAGAAGUACGGGGAGGUGGAGGAGAUGAACGUCUGCGAUAACCUCGGGGACCACCUCGUUGGAAACGUGUAUGUGAAGUUUCGCCGUGAAGAAGAUGCAGAGAAAGCUGUGAUUGACUUGAACAACCGCUGGUUCAAUGGGCAACCCAUCCACGCCGAGCUCUCCCCGGUGACCGACUUCCGGGAAGCCUGCUGCCGCCAGUAUGAAAUGGGAGAGUGUACACGAGGCGGCUUCUGCAACUUCAUGCAUCUGAAGCCCAUUUCCAGAGAGCUGCGGCGGGAGCUGUACGGACGCCGGCGCAAGAAGCAUCGAUCGAGAUCGAGGUCCCGGGAGCGUCGUUCUCGGUCUAGAGACCGUGGUCGUGGCGGAGGCGGUGGAGGCGGCGGGGGACGGGAGCGUGACAGGAGGCGGUCAAGAGAUCGGGAGCGAUCCGGGCGAUUCUGAGCCAGGCCAUUUUUACCGUAUGUCUGCUAGGAAGUGCUGUAGUUGAUUGACCAGCCCAGUUCAUAACGGGAAUUUUUUUUAAAAAAAAACAAUUAAAAAAAACAAAGAUGGGUUUCUGAAUAAAAUUUGUAGUGAUACAGUA